Eublepharis macularius is the source of this 3869-nucleotide messenger RNA. RefSeq names its product claudin 2 (gene CLDN2). Gene Ontology annotation, molecular function: structural molecule activity. Bases 183 to 875 code for a protein of 230 amino acids. Gene Ontology annotation, cellular component: plasma membrane; bicellular tight junction. The record is from RefSeq and is a predicted model, not a curated record. NCBI's taxonomy places the organism in Eukaryota, Metazoa, Chordata, Lepidosauria, Squamata, Eublepharidae. Gene Ontology annotation, biological process: bicellular tight junction assembly; calcium-independent cell-cell adhesion. The transcript has a single exon.
AAAGACCAGCAUACAAGGACCCAGGAUCAGGGACGGAGAUGGACAGGAGCAGAUAGAAAGAAGAGGCUGCACCCCAGAGUUACUCAUCACGACAUGGGAAACUAGAUGAGCAGGGAGGGGGGAAAAUAGCAAGCCACGAACAAGAGACCAGAAGCUGUGAAGGAGAACGAGAAACAGAGAAAAUGGUCUCGGUCGGCCUCCAGCUUGUGGGGUAUGUCCUCGGACUCUUGGGCUUGUUGGGCGCCUUGAUAGCCACGCUCCUGCCCAGCUGGAGAACCAGCUCCUACAUUGGCUCAAGCAUCGUUACAGCCGUUGGCUUCUCCAAGGGACUCUGGAUGGAGUGUGCCACCUACAGCACGGGUAUCACCCAGUGUGACAUCUACAGCUCUCUGCUCAGCUUGCCCUCUGACCUGCAGGCAGCCCAGGCACUGAUGGCCACCUCUGUUGCCGUUUCUUUGCUGGCAUCCAUCGUUUGUGUAGUGGGGAUGAGAUGCACCAUCUUCUCCCAGGGUUCCCCUGCCAAGGACCGGAUAGCUGUGAUGGGAGGGGCAGCCUUUGUGGUUGGGGGACUGCUCUGCUUCAUCCCUGUGGUGUGGAAUAUCCAUGUAAUCCUCCGUGACUUCUACAACCCCAUCGUCCAUGACAGCAUGAAGUUUGAGAUUGGGGAAGCGCUGUACCUGGGCAUCCUCUCCUCCCUGACCUCCCUCAUUGGUGGCUUCAUCCUCUGUGCCUCCUGCCCACCUCGGGACCCCCACACAGCCUUUUAUAGUCCUUACCGUGCUAGAACCUUGGGUGGCAGGAACCCACAACCACCUGGCACUGCUCAAAAGGCCAAGAGCGAGUUCAGUGCUUAUAAUCUGACUGGCUACGUGUAAAAGCAACUGGACUCAGCAGCCAGGGUUGCCCAGGUAGUGCCUCUGCUGCCCUCCUGUCGUGUAGAUGAACUGAACAGGUAAGCAGGCAGCCAUGCCUGUUCUUCCUACUCCCUUCUCUAUGAGGCACAACUUACCACCAAAGCCCCAGUUUCUCCCAGACCUUGCCAAUGGCACCACAUGGGCGUUGCUUACACACUGCCCUCUGGCUGCUUCAGCUUCCUUGUGAAUGCCAGAGAUAAGUCUUCUUUGGGGAAGAGCCCUUUUGCAUCCUGAGGGGCCAAACAUCUUCCAGGCAACAAGCUGCUAGUGCUCAGCACGGAACAGACAAGGGUAUGUCAGAGACAUCUGACAAAACUCCAUGGUUGUCCCGUGCUUAGGGGCAUACAGGGCUGGCCUGUCCUUUACAGAUGACAUUGAAAUGGAGAGAGGGUCGAGGAAGAGGGGCAAUCUAAACUUCUCAGUGGAAUUUGCAACUCUGGAGGAAGGUUCCUGUAUUUCAGUAGUGGGGGAAAGAAAAAUGCUGGCUUAAGCUGAAAUCCAGGAAGAAAUGUAGUCUGCAGAGCUGACAGCCCAACUACAAGCUUGCACCUGUCUACGCCUGUACCAUGAGUGACUGAGACUGUGAUUUCUUCUCACCCUUGGCUGAACCCCAGAAUUCCCCCAGUGCAGCCAGACCAGACUGUCCUGUGCCCAUUUCACUGGAAGGGGGUGGUUAAUCCUCAGUGACACAUUUCGAAAGGGGGCCUUGAAGUGCCCAUAGCCAAACAUUUUGUCCAGUCUUGGUGUGUUCAUUUAGACCUUGGCUUUGAAGAGCGGUGCUUCUUGCACGUGGGCGGGGGGAACACACUGACCUUGGCAGAUGGAAUAAUUCCAAAAUUAAAAAACAAAACCUGAAAGGAGACAGGCUGAAGACUUUUCUACUUCGCUAUAAAGGUUCUGAUCCGGCAAUCUCCAAACAUGCUGCUCAGGCCAACGUUCUUGUCCAGUGAUUUCAAAGGGAUCAUGUCAAUGUGACUCUCUGUUUGACCCACAAUCAGUGAACGGGUUUCAGCAGAACAAACGGAGUACCCAAAAAAAUCAGAAAAUGCAUGUGCAUUAGUGUUCAGGGGAAAUGUUCAAAACUGAUUGCUACCACCCUAAUCCGAAGUUUACAGGACCUCAGGAGAGUAAAGCCUAGUUUAGACAUGCAAGCAGAAUUAAAUGGUAGAAUGUGGAAGCUGUAGAAUGGACCGUACCACUUCAGACUGCAUGGGAGUGGGAUCAUGUACUUAACGUUCCGCUAUGUUCUGAUUUUCCACUUACAGGGCAUUAUUAAUCAAGAGGAAUUUUGACCAAUAGAGUCCCUCCCCUAAAGUGGUAUAGUCCAUUCUCCUUCCUCUAAUCUCUGUGGUCUCCUCGCCAUUUUGUCCUGCUAUGUGUGCACUCCAGGCCUCAGUCACCCUGUCCAAAGCAGCAAGAAAGUGAAGUAUACAUCAGCCUUUUACAAAUGCAAAAAAUUGCACUGCUGAUGCCCUCUGGGAUCCAGAGGGGGAAGGCACAUUUGCUCUAGAGAAGUUGCAUUUCUCAUUUAUCUUCAACACAUUAUUUGUGGGAAAGUCCCAAAUCUCUCGCAUCUGUUGGUUCAUUUCCCGCAUACUGGAAAAGACUGUGUGAGAAUACGGGAAGAUAUACACUGGGGCAGGGUAAUUCUCAACCUUCAAAGUAGGACCAAUUUUUAAACGUACUAUACUUUUUGGACUCACUUCUAAAUUUCCUGUAUUUUUGGGAACUUGCAAAGUAACUCCACACUACUUUGCCUCUCCCCAACAUACAAUGCAGACAUUCCUCAUCAGUCGAGGUUUAGUAUUUAUGAAUAUAUAGCACUAAUGAGCAACAGGCUACAUUUCCUGGACGUUUCACAUAUUAUGCAGAGGCAAAUCCUAAUUUGCCAUACAGUCUCCCAGAGCCUCCUGUCUCCAUUCAUCCUCCUUCAUGGUCUCACAAUCUGCCUGCAAAAGAGUUGUUGUGACCAUACACUUGAUAACUAUUGCACAGAGCAGAAGGAGAAAGGACUAUUUCUAAGGGUCCCAGGUGGAUGAUUGAGGAUUCUGUGGUUAUUUCUAUCCGUGCCAGUAGGUAAGCCAUAGCAUCACUCUAAGAAGAUCAGGUGAUCUCUGACUGAAGGAAUGGGAGAGGACAAGUUAUAUUGGUAGACCGCCCAAUAAUCUACAUGCUGCGAAGGCGUGGUGAGCUAAUGGGUUGAAUCCCACAGAACAUUUCCACCAACAGAUUUCCAUCAGUGGAAUGCAACUUACAUACAUUCUGGUUGGUGGAAAUGCUUCAUAGGAUCCAAGACAGUAACAGUCCUGUUCACAACUACAGCAAACUGCCUGGAAAAUAAUGUUGCCCUGACAUUAUUAGAGGUGUCAGAGAGCUGAGGCAAAAAAAGGUCUCUAAAGAAAUCUCACAGUAUUUAAGGUCACAAAUUGUACUGGAGGAAGCUAUGUUAGUGUGCAACAACAAAAAAAUGGAAUCUGGUGGACCAUAAACAUUAAUUGAUUUAUAGCAGGAUACGCUUUGAUGGACGUCAGCAAAUAUGAACAGCAAAAGGUGAAAUUGUGAAGAGCAGGUUUAAAGUACAUGAAAUGCAAAAGGUAUAGCUUGUGACAUUUCUACACACAACUCAAACUCAUCCUCCAAAAUGACAUUUAGCUAUAAUCAUAUGCUGUCUGCACAGGACAAACAGGUCUGUCUCCAUGCAAGAGAAUAAAUGGAUAGAAAUGUGAAAAAACGGCCACUUCCCGAAACCUGGGACAGAACAUUUCCAUCUACCAGGAUGUUCUGCUGCUAAUGUGAAAUUCAGCAUUGUUCAACAAAGGAGCUUCAAAGAGAGUCUUCCAAUGAGAAACUGUUCCACUAGAAUUUAUUGACAGGUUUAAUUGCAUUAACCAGGACUUCAACAGGUCUGACACCUUUCUGAGCCUCUAUCGAUAUUAAAUUGCUUAACAUAAUUUA